Molecule: messenger RNA, 2923 nt
Organism: Cryptomeria japonica (Japanese cedar)
Lineage: Eukaryota; Viridiplantae; Streptophyta; Pinopsida; Cupressales; Cupressaceae
Product: extensin-2-like
Exons: 2
Coding region: 230-2620 (796 amino acids)
Source: RefSeq, a predicted model, not a curated record
UACAUUUUUUAUGGCUUGUAACUUAGUUUGUUUGAUAGACUGGUGAGUUUGCUGCGAUACUGUCAAAAUGAAUGUCAAAUGUCGCUUGGGCCGGCUAAUGAUUUCUGCUAUAUAAACACUUGCUUGCGUUUGUUUUGGAUAUCAGAUAGGGGCUUCUGUGCUCCUCUGCGGGAGGAAUUCGAGCUUGACAGGCAUUUUAUUCUGUUGUUUUGGCUCGAGAGAGGUAGACAUGGUGGAGUUUGAAAGGGGAAGAGGCACUAGCCUCUGCCCCCGGCUUUUUACAGUGCUACUGGUGGGAUUCAUUGCCAGCAUCAGCAAUGCUGCUUCUGCAAAUGUAGAGGGGGGUCGUAUUUUGAGUGAAUAUGAAGACAAGUCUCCACCAUACUACUACAAGUCCCCUCCUCCCCCAUCACCCUCUCCUCCACCACCACCAUCACCUUCUCCUCCUCCCCCAUACUACUACAAGUCACCUCCUCCUCCAUCCCCUUCACCACCACCUCCUUAUUACUACAAAUCACCACCUCCACCAUCCCCCUCACCUCCACCACCCUACUACUACAAGUCACCUCCUCCUCCAUCCCCCUCGCCUCCACCACCCUACUACUACAAGUCACCUCCCCCUCCCUCACCAUCUCCACCUCCACCAUACUACUACAAGUCUCCGCCCCCUCCCUCACCAUCUCCUCCUCCUCCUUACUACUACAAGUCUCCACCCCCACCAACACCAUCUCCUCCUCCCUAUUACUACAAGUCUCCACCCCCUCCGUCGCCAUCUCCUCCACCCCCUUACUACUACAAGUCUCCACCACCUCCCUCACCAUCUCCUCUUCCCUAUUACUACAAGUCUCCACCCCCUCCUUCACCAUCUCCUCCUCCUUAUUACUACAAGUAUCCUCCACCACCCUCACCAUCACCUCCACCACCAUACUACUACAAGUCCCCACCUCCACCAUCACCUUCCCCUCCUUCUCCCUACUACUACAAGUCCCCACCUCCACCAUCACCCUCUCCUCCUCCCCCAUACUACUACAAAUCACCUCCUCCUCCAUCCCCUUCACCUCCACCUCCUUAUUACUACAAGUCACCCCCACCACCCUCACCUUCACCCCCACCUCCCUACUACUACAAGUCUCCUCCCCCACCAUCCCCUUCACCCCCACCUCCCUACUACUACAAGUCUCCUCCCCCACCAUCUCCUUCACCCCCUCCACCAUACUACUACAAGUCUCCUCCUCCACCAUCACCUUCAGCCCCACCUCCCUACUACUACAGAUCUCCUCCCCCACCAUCUCCUUCACCCCCUCCACCAUACUAUUACAAGUCUCCUCCACCACCAUCACCUUCACCCCCACCUCCCUACUACUACAAGUCUCCUCCCCCACCCUCACCAUCACCUCCACCACCAUACUACUACAAGUCCCCACCUCCUCCAUCACCUUCCCCUCCUCCCUACUACUACAAGUCUCCACCUCCACCAUCACCCUCUCCUCCUCCCCCAUACUACUACAAAUCACCUCCUCCUCCAUCCCCUUCACCUCCACCACCUUAUUACUACAAGUCACCACCUCCUCCAUCACCAUAUUCUCCUCCACCAUACUACUACAAAUCUCCUCCUCCACCCUCACCUUCACCCCCACCUCCCUACUACUACAAGUCUCCUCCCUCACCGUCCCCUUCACCCCCUCCACCAUACUACUACAAGUCUCCUCCCCCGCCAUCUCCUUCACCCCCUCCACCAUACUACUACAAGUCUCCUCCCCCACCCUCACCUUCACCCCCACCUCCCUACUAUUACAAGUCUCCUCCCCCGCCAUCCCCUUCACCCCCACCUCCCUACUACUACAAAUCUCCUCCUCCGCCAUCUCCUUCACCACCUCCACCAUACUACUACAAGUCUCAUCCUCCACCAUCGCAUUCACCCCCACCUCCCUACUACUACAAGUCUCCUCCCCCACCCUCACCUUCACCACCACCUCCUUACUAUUACAAGUCUCCUCCCCCACCUCCCCCACCAUCUCCUUCACCACCUCCACCAUACUAUUACAAGUCUCCUCCUCCCCCAUCACCUUCACCUUCACCCCCACCUCCCUACUACUACAAGUCUCCUCCACCGCCCUCACCUUCACUCCCGCCUCCCUACUACUACAAGUCUCCUCCGCCGCCCUCACCUUCACCCCCGCCUCCCUACUACUACAAGUCUCCACCCCCUCCUUCACCAUCUCCUCCUCCUCCUUAUUACUACAAAUCUCCUCCGCCACCCUCACCAUCACCUCCACCAUCACCUUCCCCUCCUCCUCCCUACUACUACAAGUCCCCACCUCCACCGUCACCCUCUGCUCCUCCCCCAUACUACUACAAAUCACCUCCUCCACCAUCCCCUUCACCUCCACCUCCUUAUUACUACAAGUCACCCCCACCACCCUCACCUUCACCCCCACCUCCCUACUACUACAAGUCUCCUCCCCCGCCAUCCCCUUCACCUCCACCUCCCUACUACUACAAGUCUCCACCACCUCCAUCUCCUUCCCCACCACAACCAUACCACUACAGCUCCCCACCUCCUCCAUCUCCUUCUCCUCCUCGACCAUACUAUUACCAAUCUCCACCUCCACCAUUAUAGACUCCUGUCACCAAGAUUGUUGCCUUCCACUAGAUCAUAAAGCAUACGAUACAAUAAGUGUCUACUCACAUAAAACAACUAUCCUUGGGACAGAGGCACCUCCAUUUCAUUUAUUGUUUGUCAAUGUAGCUGUUAUUACAAUAACACUGUUGAGAAGGUUCAUCGUGUAUGUCACUGCAUGUUCUGUGAGCUUCAGAAGAUCAGUAUUGCAAGCUAUACUCGUUAGUAAUAGGUUGAUUGGUAUUGCUUUCAUUCAGAUGGGGCAUUUGAAGAGAAGUAGAAGCAGUGAAAGAUAGGGUUCUC